UUGAUCAUCGACAAUGGUGGAGACACGUUGAAGUACGGUUGGUCGACGGACACAUUGCCGUCCUUGAUUCCCAACAAAACGGCGCGCCUACCGCAACAGUGGACUGUUCUAGUCGGUGAUCAGUUAUCCACCGUUCAGAAUCCCAGUCAGCUCAUUGGUGUCACUCACUCGACCGAACGCGGUGUCGUUGUUAAUCUCGGCAAUCAGGUGCAAGUCUGGAAGCCCGCCGAUCCGGACACUCCCGAGAUUCCCGCCGCAACGUGUGCAGUCCUGCUAGCUUUGGCCCCGCACACGCCUCGGAUCAUGCUGGAUCUCAUCGUACAGACUUGGCUGGAAGACCUGGGCUUCGCGCACGUCGGACUCUGCGUAUCCGCCGUCGCCGCGGCUCAGAAUGUCUCCAACGAUUACGAUACCUGCUGCGUCGUUGAUCUCGGCUGGAGCGCCACACACAUUGUUCCGACUCACCGACAACAGGUACUGGACUCACGAGCCAUCCGGCGAGUCCCAAUUGGCGGUCGGCAUCUGAUCAAUGCUUGGAAACACUUUUGCUCCUAUCGACAAUGGAACUUGAUGGAGCAGGAAUUCAUUGUACGCGAUGUUUGGGAGCGGACGGCCUACGUCUCCCUCGAUUUUCAUACCGAAAUAGCUUUGGCACGACGUCUCCCUGCCGGGCAGCGACCCUACGAUCGAGAGUUUGAAGAACAAAUUUUGAACGUAAGUGUGGAACGCUUUACCUUCCCCGAAGCCUUCUUUCGUCCCUCCGAUUUGGGACUGCCACUUGACUGGGCCAGUCUUCCGCAGGCGAUUGUGCAAUCCAUUGGAGCGUGUCCAGAAUCCUACCAGCCAGCUCUGUAUAAGACGAUUCGUCUGAUUGGUGGUCUUGCGCUGCUUUCAAACAUAAAGGCCAGGUUACUCCAUGAAAUUCGCUGCCUGGCUCCCGCUGAAUACGAUAUUCAGCUGGACCUUGACGAUAAACCCGUGGCAGAGGCAUGGCAGGGCGCGCGGAAGUACGCGGCUACGGUUAGGUAUAGGAUUUGGAGCAUCAGCAGAGACGAAUGGGAA
Messenger RNA from Phaeodactylum tricornutum CCAP 1055/1, 1062 nucleotides. RefSeq lists its product with no specific name. Gene Ontology annotation, cellular component: Swr1 complex. Gene Ontology annotation, molecular function: nucleosome binding. The record is from RefSeq and is a predicted model, not a curated record. The annotation marks the transcript as partial. NCBI's taxonomy places the organism in Eukaryota, Bacillariophyta, Bacillariophyceae, Surirellales, Neidiaceae. The transcript is spliced from 3 exons.